AUGUCGUCAAAUGAAGAUAAUCAAGAUUAGGAUUACCUAAAGUGUUUAUACAAUGUAUAAUAAUAAUAUUCCAAGAAUUAUCAUUAAGUUGAUAACAUAUCAUUAUUUCAAAAUAAAAAUAACUAGAUACUUUUCCUACAAGUUUAAUCUAAACCAUAAAAGAAUACGAUGUUAAUUCAAUUGAUUAUUCCACUGAAAUUUAUGCUGAAACAAGAUAAUACCUCAUUUCAAAAAUAUCAUAAGAGGUUAGGAUUAUAUAAUUUUUGAAAUUCUUAGUUAAUUUAACUAAGAAAGAUAAUAAAUUCAUAAUAUGUGGAUCUAAUGCAUUUAGUAUAUUGUUCGAAAUGAAUGCUAAUCUAACAAACUAAAAUUUUGAAAAUAUUUAAACUUAAAAUACUUCUUUAAUUGGAGGUAAUUUUGCAAAAUGCAAUUUAUCAAAAUCUAAAUUUUUUAAAGUCAAUAUCAAUGGAAUUAAUUUAGGUGGUGCUGAAUCGUUUGAUGGUAAUUGGAAAUAAUUUUUUCGAUUGAUGAUCAUUUGAUGGUCAUAGUGAUAUUUAUUAUUUAGUCUGUUUCUCUCCUGAUGAAACUCUAAUAGCAUCUGGCAGUAAGGAUAAAUCUAUCCGUCUAUGGGUUGUUAAGACAGCUGAAUAAAAGGCCAAAUUAGUUUGUCAUGCUUAGCCAGUCUACUCAGUAUGCUUUUCUCCUGAUGGAAAUUCUUUAGCUUCUGGGAGUUAUGAUUGGUAUAUCCGUUUAUGGAAUGCCAAAACAGGAGAAUAAAAAGUUAAAUUGGUGUCCUAUAAAUAAAAGUUGCCAAAUAACUUGAUGAAAAAAGAAAAGUUGCUUUUAUACAUACAUCUGAAAUAGGGAAUUGGGCUGGGAUUUGCUACUUGUUUUGAGACAGAAUUAUUCUGA
Messenger RNA from Paramecium pentaurelia, 912 nucleotides. NCBI's taxonomy places the organism in Eukaryota, Ciliophora, Oligohymenophorea, Peniculida, Parameciidae. The record is from the annotation of a GenBank genome assembly.